AUGAAAUUAUUCACGCUUUUAUGCCUUUUGUCGGCGUUGGCUUUUAGCUCAACUUUAGCGUGUAGAUGCUUGCCACAACACCCUCAAAAGCAAUUCUGCGAAUCAGAUUUUGUUAUUAAAGGAAGAAUUUUGAGUCGAACAGAAAGCGGCCAUUCACAGCUUGAGAAUGCCUUUUAUACAGUACAAAUUAUUCAAAACUACAAAAGGGAACAUUACGGUAGCGCGCGCCGUGUACAGAUAUUUACAGAUUUACAAUCCUCAAUGUGUGGUCCCUUUUUCCAGAUUGGCCGUGAAUACAUCAUAACUGGCUCUAUCCAAAAUGACAGAUGGAGGGUAAGUUCAUGUUCCUGGAACCCUGAGUCGCCUUCACUUACUCCAUACCAAAGAAAUGCUCUCAAAUUUGGAUAUUACAGGAACAGUUGUGCAAGCAAGUAGAAAUUUGCUUCCCUGGCCAGUGUGCUCAACCUUCGAGAAACAAAUGUGUCCUUGAUCAAUCAGCAGAUAACUCAUGUUUUUACAAGGAGAAUUACUGUAAAAAGGAAACAUAUGGAUGUGCCUGGCAUUCCCCUGCUUGCGUUUAAUGUGUUACUCUUUGUAUAACAAAUUUUGUUGAAACAAAAUAUAGCCAGCAGUCUCGUUGUUUUAAAUUUCUUUUGUCAUCAACGAAAACAAAAUAAUGUAUCGAAAUUGGACUUUUU
This is a messenger RNA of Magallana angulata, 698 nucleotides long. RefSeq names its product metalloproteinase inhibitor 3-like. The coding region runs from base 1 to 435 and encodes 144 amino acids. NCBI's taxonomy places the organism in Eukaryota, Metazoa, Mollusca, Bivalvia, Ostreida, Ostreidae. The transcript has 5 exons. Gene Ontology annotation, molecular function: metalloendopeptidase inhibitor activity; protein binding. The record is from RefSeq and is a predicted model, not a curated record.